AUGCCUGUAAGUAAUAACGGGGAUAAAAGAUCUGUCAUAUGCACUUUACCACUGGAAGUUGUUUCGUACAUAUUUAGAUUUCUACCGACAUCAGACGUGAAGUGUGCAUCAUUUGUUUGCUAUGCAUGGUCUCGUGCAGCUGAAGACCCCAUUCUAUGGAGAGAUGUGUUCAUUAGUCUUGGUACAAGAAGAGAACGGUUCUCUUAUUUUCUUGUUGACAGCCUUGAGCGACGAUGCAUCCAGCACUUGAGAGUUAAACACAUGUCAACUGCAACUCAAAUUAUUCAGGUGUGCAAACAGCUUGGGUCAAACCUCAAGACAUUGUCCCUUCAGGGUUGCAGAUGUGUUAAUGACGCCUUACUUGAAGUACUGAGCAAGUAUUGUUCAAACUUGAUGCAUCUGGAUGUAAGCCGUUGCAGACAACUUGACGUAGUCAAGGAAGCCACUUGGCUCCACAAGUGCACUGCCGCCAGCUGGAAGAAACUCAGCGUCCUAGAUUUAAAUGGUUGUAAGGAAAUGUCUGACAUGCUUGUGUCAAAAAUAGCCGAUGCAUUGCCACUGAUAGUGGAUUUGAGCAUCUCCGGGUGCAAAAGUGUACACAUAUCAACAUGGCAGAAGUUGGCAAAAAAGGUAUCAACACUGAAAUACCUAGACAUCAGCCGAUCUGACAUGACAGAUGAAACAAUGCUGAAAUUUUCUCAGAUUCCUGACUUAAACCUUAGAGAGAUAAAUUUAACUGCUUGUAAAUAUCUGACAGAUAAUGGAGUAGUAUCUCUUGUGAAAUAUCAAACUUCACUUGAAGUUAUCAAAUUAGCCUGUGUGCAUAUUACAAACACAACACUUGCAGCUAUUGGCAAAUAUUUGCAGCAGUUAAGAGGGCUGGAUCUAAAUAGCUGCAGACAACUUACAGAUGGAGCAUUGUCAAGUGUUAAGAGACUCUUACUUAAUUUAGAGUCAUUGAACUUAUAUUCCUGCUAUCAGCUGUCAAACAGUGGUCUUACUCAGUUCCUCUGCUGGACACAGGUAAGUGUUCCUUUAAGACAAAGCCAGGAAUUCCAACAUGCGACAUAUCCUUGAAACAGUCACAUAGGACAGCAGAGAUGCCAAACCCUACUGGGCCAAGUGCAAGUGUAGUAGUAGCAAAAUGAUGGGAGCAUGACUUCAUCCUCAAUAUGUGAAACAAAAUGUUUUGAAAUUCAGACUAGGGACCCUCCCCCACAUUCUGUAAGAGGGCCUCAAGUAAUGGAAGAGAUCACCUACUGGGCCUCAUCAGUGUUGUUGUUUCAGAACCUAACCAUCAAGAUUAAAUUUUGCUUCCAAAAUAUUUUAACAACUUUUCCCCAUUACUUCUAUAUGGAGCAAUGGAAUCUUUAACUGUAGAACAUAACUACAAUGCAGGUAUCAAUGUCUGGACGGAGAGAGGGUACGGGCAAAGGUGCGACAUUUAAAUUUUUUAGCACUUUUUCGGUGAAAUUCCACACCCUCGGCACUAGAAAAUUGUUCAAAUCUGAUCAAAUAUCGCUUACUGUGAUCAACAAAACUGCAGUUUGGAGGAAAAUGUGUGGUGAAAAUCCCCAGAGAGGGGACAAAAAAGUGUUCAAAUGCCACACAUAUGCCGGUGCCCCGCUUCCUCUUAUAGUACAUGUACAUUUGUGGUCUGCAAAUAUUGAUUUGGCAGGCAGAGUAAUAAAUUGCAUUUUUUUCUAUCACCAUUCACUUCUUUUAAAUAAAAUUUAUUUUAUCCGCCAGUAACACUCAUUUUCUAAGUUAUUCAAUCUCCCAUGUUUGAUUGUGUAUCUCAGUUAUUAUGUUUAUUUAAAAAUUUUGUUAUUUACAGGGAACAAAUCAUGACAUCCCACUGAAAGUUCUUGUGCUUAAUGGCUGUAGCUCCUUAUCUGAUGAACUAGUAUCACGAUUCUCAGGGAUUCUUUGCCAUCUUCAAGAGCUUGAUCUCAGUUCCUGCCUUCAUGUAACAGACAUUGGACUGUCUGCUAUAACAUGCUCUUUAAUAAACUUGCAACUGUUGAGACUCAGUUGGUGUAUUAAUAUCACUGAUAAUGGCUUGAAUGGAAUUAUUCAGUCAAGAGAAAAACUUCCGCCGGUCAGCCCUCAGAAGAAGACAAUUUCACAUAAAGUAGAUGGAAAGCAGGAGAGAACCACUAGCAGUAAACAGGUGACAUUUAUAAUUCAUACAGCAAAGAAUAUAUGAUUAAUAUUUCAAUUUCUGUUGUCUUGAGGUUGAAAAAGGAAGAUGCAAAGAUUAAGAAGGUGAAUCCACCAAGCUACAAGUAAAAUAAUCAUUGUAUGCUUGCUUAAGGUGAUUCCAUAGUAAAAGAACCUAACAUAGAUUUUAGCUAAAACUUGGUACAAUGAUGUAACAAGUCAAGAAGAUGAUAAAAAAGUAAUAAAAAGUGGGGGUCACCGUGCUCGUUUUGACGUCACAAUGCUGACAAAUACCGCUAUUUAGGACCCUUUUACAAAAAUCGCGGGCAGCGCAAAACUAGACAAAAAGGAGAGAUUUUUUCGAUGAUGCAUGUGACAUCACACAGAAUUUGACUUUAAUGUUUUGUUUAUCCACUUACGUACCAGAAAAAUGCCUUUUAAUGCCCUUGUUUUUACUUUACGCUCCAAAAGAAUUAAAUUGGACGCGCGCUUUUCGACCCGUGAUGGCUCAAUCCGUACAAUUUAGUAAAAUUACCAAAAAACUGAACAUAGAUUUGUGCCAAUUUUUUUCUCAUCGAAAGGAAGCACUGUCCUUAUUAAAAUCAUGAAAUAAAAAAUGGGGGUCACCGUACUCGUUUUUGCGGUAGAGCUGCAGAAAGUGCGCACCAAACGCAUUUUCUCCGAUUUUUGAGAGAGGACUGGGGCGAGUUUUAAAAUAGAAUGUAUGUGAAAGGGGGAAGAAAGUAUUAAAAAAUCCGUUUUUACAGAAUUUACAUCGAGAUAUCACAUUUAGGACACAAUGUGAUAAAGAAAGUGUUUAAAUGAAAAUCAAAGUGAGUAAGCACAAGUUAAACAUCCACUAUCGAGGUUCUCCGAGAGGAGGUCGAACUCAGCAACACGCGUACUGCUUACGUUAUGCACAUUCCCAACACAUUGAGUCUCACCUCGGCAAGAAACAACAGCAAGCAAAAAUUCCAAUGGCGUUUCUCUUCAGUCAACUUCAUUUUAAUAGUAUUACUUCACAUGCUCUUUUUUACGGCGGCCAUCUUGUUAUGCGCAGUAAGAGAUGCGCAGUGCAAAACUAGGGAAUCACCUUAAGCAAAGUACCAAGCUUUUUGAAAAAAAUUCACUUUUCAGGAUAAAACAACCAAAUAUGUCUAUUUCGUGUCAAAUCAGAUGAAAAAGUUGGUGAAAGGCUAUUUUUAGGUUUUUUGAUUAACCCAUUCGCCCCUGAACCGCCCGUAACCACCCAUGCGGAUCCACGUCCUUUCUACCCUUUGUGACAUCAUCAGUUUUAACGAUCAAGGACAACUUUGUCCACUAACUUGUGCAGAGUGAAGAGACCUUUCAAACCAUACCAGAAUGAGCACAAUUCAGUCAAGGACACCGGAGAAAGAGGCAAAAAACCAUGUAACAUUGACCUGAAAAUCUCCAUGAAAAUCUUGUUCCAUUGCUCACCUACCUUUCCUUUCACCUAAUCCUAAGAUCUUGAAAGCUUUCCUAAAAACUCUUCCCACCAAAAUGAAGCCUACUAAAUGCCCAGCAAGAGAGAAAAAGAAUGAGGCAAGAAAAGCGAAAAAAGAAGGGAGGAGAGAAAGCGAAAAGUAAAAGUCAAGACUGCUGUGUCACUUUUAAACCCAAAAACUAUCUCGAAAUUUUGCUUUCUGCACAUGCCCAAACUUCGCAAGCUGAUAUUUUGCAUCUGGAUCAGAAGGCCGUGAAGUGUACGACCUGUAAACCGGUUUGUGGUAAGUUUUAGCUCUUUAUAGCAGGACAGUGACCGGAAAACCACUCGAGUACCUUCAAAACGUGUUUUUCGGCAAAAUCUCCAGGAGCGAAUGGGUUAAGGCAGCAGGAGCCUGUGCAGAAUACCCAGUGGCUAAAUACACAGGGCCCCCAAGGGACCAUUUUUUUAAACCUGAUUUAGUCUCUCCAUGAUCUUGCACAUUUGCAAACUAUCUAUUAUAUAUUAUCUAUUAUUUUUGAAAGAGAUGUCACUUUUAAGCUUGCCUAAAGAUAAAGUUAAUAAUGUUGGCAUGGAUAUGGUGAUACCACCUACAGAUGUAAUACCCAGUAACAUCAUGUACAAUGUACUGAAAGUUGAUUAACUGUUUCAUUACAGAUUGCACAUGGAAUUCCCAACUUGAAAAGGCUGAAAAGUUUGGACAUCAGUCACUGUACAUGCAUCACAGAUGAAGGACUCAAAAGUAUUUGCAAGUUGAAAAACCUCACAUCCCUAAAUAUCAACAUGUGCACACAGGUCUGUAUCACAGAGAAAUAGUAAAAAUUGGUAUAGUUUAAUUUAGUUAAGAUCUACUGAAACUACUGUGUUGAGUGUGCUCAGAUACAUGUACUUCAGAUGAGUUCACACAUCAUCCCUAAUAGUGAAUGACCUGCAUCUCCCCAUAGGCUAGUUUCACAUUUUAACUGAUUAAUGUUUAUUCACAUUGUUGCUGGCAGAGGUUGCGUGAAGCCUGCACUGACAUCAGAUUUAUGUCAGAUGUUACUGCUGGCACCUGGCAUUAAAGUAACAACACGGGCUUAGCUACCAGCUGUAGUAUGCACACAAAAAAGUACUUAAGGGAUAGCUGAAAAACAGGUUCUUUAAUUUCUUUUGUUGAAGAUAACUGACAGUGGGCUGACUAAUGUGGCAGAAAGACUUCACACUCUAAAACAGUUUUCAUUCAGUGGAUGUGCCUCAAUAACAGACACUAGUUUGUCAUCAGUGGCACUCCACCUUCAGAGGCUGGUGUCACUUGACGCAUCAAAGUGUGAUAGCAUCACGGAUAAGAGCGUCCUUGAGGUAGCAAAGUAUUGUCAUAAUCUGACACACCUUGAUCUGAGUAUGUGCAGCCAGAUUACAACAAAUGCUGUGGAUCAGUUGGAAAUUAAUAUUCCAGGUCUUGCUUCAUUACAGCUGCAAUACUCUGGAGCUUGCUUAUCUACCAAGAUGUUUUCUGCUGUAUAGAAGUCAAAAGACAAAAAUUGAUGGGAUAUUAUAAUAAUUAGUCAAGAGGAAUACAGUGUAUGUAGGAAUGACAUAUUAAACUGUAAAUUAUCAGUAGUGAAGCAGAGGAUUGUUUCGUUGUUUUAGAAAUGAUCUCACUUUAAUUAUUCACAAUCUUCAAAAACCUGAAAGUUAGUGUCAGUAAUCUAAGGGCCCAGCGUUCAUACAAAAAAUUGCAACCAUUUUUAAGGACUUUUGAAGGACUUUUAAAGGACCACAUUUGAUUUUUAAGGACCACCUACCAGGAAUGUAAUUUCACAGACUGUACAAAAAUGCACAUUCCCAGUCCAUUCUAAUGGGACUUUAAGGCUUGAACUGUUU
This is a messenger RNA of Porites evermanni, 5491 nucleotides long. The record is from the annotation of a GenBank genome assembly. Lineage: Eukaryota; Metazoa; Cnidaria; Anthozoa; Scleractinia; Poritidae.